AUGCCCUGCGACACAAGCGACUGGCUGAAGUUUGGGCACGAGAUCGAAAACCUCAAGGAUAAACACAGGCAUCUCGACAUCUUCUACAACAACAUCGAGUUCAACCACGUGUCUGCUUUGUUGAGCGACAGCAAAGCCUUCGAGAACACCAUGGCGGCCAACUUCCAGUCCGUCCUGGACAGCAUCAAUCUCGCCAGUGCUGUGAUGAAGAGCCAGAACCAGAAGGGAGGCUGCAUCCUCCUGAGGAGCAGCACCAUGGGCUUGCUCGGCGACGUCGUGCCGUCGGCCUACAGCAUCUCCCAGGCCGCAGCCAUCGGCGUGAUCCGGGCCAAGGCGGCAGAGCUGGCGGUGUACGGCGUGCGGGUGGAUUCUAUCUCGCAGCACGCUAACGUUCACAAGCGCGUGCUCAAGUCAAUCUUCCCCCAUGCCGAGGAUGACCACCUUGAACAUAUGAUCAAGAAAUACAUGAUGACCAGGACGGCGGGCGACGACGACGUGGCCAACGCGGCGGUGUACCUUGCGUCGGAGUACGGUAAGAGCCUGACAGGGAACAACCUCAUCCUGAACGGCGAGUUCGCUCUUUAG
This is a messenger RNA of Panicum virgatum (switchgrass), 585 nucleotides long. Its product is annotated as short-chain dehydrogenase reductase 2a-like. Lineage: Eukaryota; Viridiplantae; Streptophyta; Magnoliopsida; Poales; Poaceae. The transcript has a single exon. The record is from RefSeq and is a predicted model, not a curated record. Bases 1 to 585 code for a protein of 194 amino acids.